Zonotrichia leucophrys gambelii is the source of this 924-nucleotide messenger RNA. RefSeq names its product methyltransferase 21C, AARS1 lysine (gene METTL21C). The record is from RefSeq and is a predicted model, not a curated record. Gene Ontology annotation, cellular component: cytosol; cytoplasm. NCBI's taxonomy places the organism in Eukaryota, Metazoa, Chordata, Aves, Passeriformes, Passerellidae. Gene Ontology annotation, molecular function: protein-lysine N-methyltransferase activity. Gene Ontology annotation, biological process: peptidyl-lysine methylation.
CCUGCAAUCCGACUGGCUGGAAGGGAAAGUUAUUCUUUUCAGGUGCACGCCUGUAUAAAAACCUCUGGAGCGUGCAUCCACCCACAGGAAACUUCCCAUGCCCUCUAUCACAUCAGCUCUCUUGCCAUGAUCUCUGCACAGCAGCCACCAUUUCCCAGCAAAAUUCAAAGAACAAUGGACUGCCAAUCUGAGGAAGAAGAAACAUGUGAAGAGCAGUAUGACUCUGAAAACUGUACUUGCAGCUCUGAGGAUGCAGAAUCUGAAAGAGGCUCACCAGUAACUCUUAAAAUACUGCAGAACUGGGUUCCUAGAGUUUCACACUACUUUGAUAAGGAGCACUAUACAUACGUUGGCCACCAGAUUGUCAUUCAGGAGUCCAUAGAACACUUUGGAGCUGUGGUAUGGCCAGGGGCACUGGCUUUAUCUCAGUAUCUGGAAGCAAAUCAAGAACAAUUCAACCUCAAAGACAAAAAAGUUUUGGAAAUUGGUGCUGGAACAGGCUUGCUUUCCAUUGUGGCCUGUAUCUUAGGGGCUCAUGUUACAGCUACUGAUUUGCCAGAAGUUCUUGAAAAUCUCUCAUAUAAUAUUUCAAGAAAUACACAGAACUUGAAUAUGCACAAACCUGAAGUGAGAAAACUGGUGUGGGGAGAAGGCCUCAAUGAAGACUUUCCUGUAUCAACUUACCAUUAUGAUUUCAUACUGGCAACUGAUGUUGUGUACCAUCAUGGAGCUCUGGACCCCCUGCUAGCAACAAUGGUGUACUUUUGUAAGCCAGGAACAGUAUUACUAUGGGCAAAUAAAUUCAGAUUCAGUACAGACUACGAAUUUUUGGAAAAAGUUUGCAAUAUAUUUAACACAACCAUUCUAGCAGAAUUUCCAGAAUCAAAUGUCAAGCUACUUAAAGCAACAGUAAGAAAGAAUUAA